AUGGAACUCGAUCCACUGUACGGCCUCAACUCGCAGCCAACACCGCCAGCCAGCCCACCGCCUCAACCGCUCUCCCCUCUGCCGCACGUAUCGCUCCCCUCCUUGCCCCGACCAUCCGUCUCGCCGUCUGUCUCGCGUGUGUUUGAGCGAAAAGCACAGGAGACUGCGCCGCCGAUGACUUCAGGACUCGAUCUGAGCGCGCCGCCCAGUGGGAGGGGAGGAGCUGGGAAUGGAGGAGGGACGGGGAGGUGGGGGAGCAAUGGUGAGGACGACUUGGAGCAGGACAUCGCCCGCUCCCGCGCCGAACGAGCCUCCCGCCUUACGACCCUCCCCUCUUCCGACACACGCGACACCGCUUCCGCCCGUCAGAACAUCCUCAACCUCGUUUCAGCGGGCCAAUCCUCCCUCUCUGGCUCUUCCGGCUCAACUCCCUCGUUGGCGCAAUUCAUGGGCGGAGGAGCGCAGCGUAGGACGCACAAGGUUGGGACGGGUAUGACGGAUCUCGAGAGGGAGGAGACGGAGAAAUUGGAGAGGGAGAUGGCUGCUACGCGGGCCAAGUGGGCGGCGAAGACUGGUGGUGCGGCUGAGAAAGAGGAGGAGAGACCGGCGGGAAAGGGGAUGAGUUUGGCGAGCUUGAUGAUGGGCAAACCGACGGGUGCGAAGGAGUCGCCUGUCGCGGCCAAAGUCGCACAGCGGUGGCAGCCGCAGUCGCCUGCCGAGUCUACAAGCGACAAGGCGGUUGAUACGACUCCCGCCGCUUCGCUCGUCGAGGCCAAGGUCGUCUCUCGCUCGCCGCCUACCACUUCUUCCGCCGACGCCCAGCCCUCUUCUCCACCCAGUCAGGCUCAGUCUACCGCGCCUGUACCCUCAACCGCGACCGAUUUCGGCUCCCGCUCCUCCCCUCCGGCCUCCUCCGCAACAAACAGCUCCACUCUUACUCGCCUCCAAAGCUCAAACAUCGUUUCGGACAGGCUGAAGUGGUCGCAGUCUUUGCAGCAACCUGACGAGCUGUCGAGGACGCCGGCGAGCCCGGAAAAGAAGCGAGGGAGCGUGGCGGAGCGGUGGGGACGGGAUGAGGCGGGUGGGUUGGCGAAACAGUCGGUUGAUGACGGGACGGGCGCGCUGACUGGGCAAAGGGGAACAGACGAGAAGCGGGUGGGGGAACUGAUGAAUGCUGAGAUUGAGGCUGCCAAGGUCGAGAAGGUCGACGAGGAAGACUUGCCGGCAUCGCCCGUGGCUGAGAACGUCGUGCCGAAGCUUGUGCAUGUCACUCGCGACCGCGCUCGCCCGACGAAGUCGACGCCUCGUUCCGCUCCAUCGUUGUCAUCCGACCAGUCAUCUGCUCCUACGGUCCGAGACGCUCCUGCUGCUUCGGUCGAGGCGCCUGCCGCCCCCACAGCAACGGAACCAGCCGGCCAGAAGAGCUACUCGAAGCCUUCCUGGCAGGGCGCGCCCAUCAGCGUCAAGGAUCCGAGCACAUCGUCUUCUGCAGCUGCUACGCCAAACGAACCUACGCCAGAACGUCGCUACACCCGUGGCGUCGCCCUUCCCGGCAUGUCUUCCUCCGCUUCGCCUGCUCCCACCGCCUCGCCCAGCUUCACACCCCAGUCCUCCCGCCAGCCUUCGAUCUCUUCUUUCCCCUCAACGCCUAAAGCAGCCGACUCCCAACCUCCUCCUUCUCCGGGUCGCGCCUCCGUCCGCGACUUCGCCAAGCGCUGGUCGCAAGUCUCGCAGGAGUCUUCGGCCGCCGCGAAGAACUUUGAGGCGCUUGCGGCGAUCAAGGCGUCGUAUGGUGUGAGGGUUGCGCCCUCGAGGCAGGCGUCGAUGCCGGUUGAGCAGGCGCCGAAGAAGGUUGAGGAGCCGGUCAAGAGCAAGUCGGUCGAGGUGCGGCCUGCAGAGUCAAAGCCGUCUUCGGCGCCGGCAGCACCUCUUCAGCAUCCUGUGCGUUCGGAUGAGCCACAUGCACCUGCUCGACCGGUUCAAGCCGCAGCACAACCGACUCGCACCGCUUCUCCUCCUCAGCUAGCGGUACCUGCAGACAAGACUGCGACGCCUGCCACGACUCCCAGUCAGACGACGCUCAAGCAGACUUCUCGACCCGACACAGCCUCAGCCGCCGACGACAUCGUCUCCUUCCUCAUCUCGCACAAGCCGACCGCCGUCCACCUUCCACCCGGGGAGACCGCCUCCCUCGACGUCUUCCACCUCAACUCGCCAACCGACGACCCGCACCCUAUCGACCACAACCACAUCCUCCACCAAACCGAGAUCCUCGGUAUCGUCCAUCGCGCCGAACCACCCAACUGGUCAGGUGACGAGGCGGAUUUGCGGACGAGCGUGUGGGUCUGGCGAGGGAAUGAGGCGGUCGAGACAAGGCGGACGAGGGAACGGAUCGAGCGGCUGAAGGAGAAGACGGGCGCGGAACCGCUCGAGGUCAAGUACCGGCAUGAACCGCCUGCGCUGGCUGAAGCCUUCGCAGGGCAGUUGACCAUCUGCAAGGGCGCGCGAGACGCUUUCGACCAUCUCGCCAAGCGCUUAUUCUUGGUUCGCUCGGAGGACGGCGUCGUCUACGUCGAGGAGACCGACCUCUCCGCCCGCUCAAUCUGCUCCGGCUUCUGCUCGACCUUCUCAACCCUGGGCGAGGUGUUCGCCUGGCUUGGGGAAGGCUCAAACGAGCUCGAGCGACAGGCGUGCUGUGAAUUCGCCGAGUCCAUCGCAGACGGCAGGACCGUCACCAUCUUGGCGGAAGGCGAGGAAACGGCGCUAUUCUGGCUCGAGGUGGGCGGAACGGAGUACGCCUCUGCUCAGUACUGGCGAUACCGCCCUCACUACACCGGUCGCGUCUCGGUCGUCCACCUCGACUCGACUUCGCGCCCCAGCUUCGCCCUCUCGCCAUCCCUCGAACUCUCGCCCAUUCGAGUAUCUCUUGUCGACGCCGCUCCUCACGAGAUCUGGAUCGUCGUCCCAUCUUCCGCGACGGAGCGGAAAGACGACAUCAAGCUCGCGCUCGACGCUGCGGAGCGCUUGUCGAAGAAGUGGGUCCAGCGUGGGCUCCCGAGCAGGACUCCUUACCAUUUUCUCUCCUUCCCGUCCCUCAUCCCGCGGGAUCUCCUGUUCCUCUCCCGCCAGCUCGACUUUGCGCCACUGAACGAUGGCUCGUCGCCAAGCAAAGUCAACGUCUAUACGGCUGACGAAGCGAAGGAGACCUGGCUUGCGUAG
Rhodotorula toruloides NP11 is the source of this 3219-nucleotide messenger RNA. Its product is annotated as protein of gelsolin famlily. Gene Ontology annotation, molecular function: actin filament binding. The record is from RefSeq and is a predicted model, not a curated record. Lineage: Eukaryota; Fungi; Basidiomycota; Microbotryomycetes; Sporidiobolales; Sporidiobolaceae. The coding region runs from base 1 to 3219 and encodes 1072 amino acids. The transcript has 7 exons.